UUGUUUUAGAAAUAAGGCUAACCAAGAACUGGAACAAGAUGGCAUCUGUGCUCCAAAAUGUAAAGGCAACGAUGGCCUGGCGAAAACACCAGCUCCUAGCUGACUUCGAUGAGAAUGAGAGCCCUGUACCUGACAAAUUCAAGAGAAGGGCUUCCUUCACUUCUCUCAAUUCCAUCUGCAUGUCUUUACGGAAGCGAGUACCAUUAAAGCAGGUACAGCUGAAUGUUCCUAAGAGCUCUACUUGGAAAAGCCUGGGAGCAAGACAGAAGUGCCAAUCUCUUCAGAGUAUUAAAAGAACGACAAAAAAUGCUUUUGGAACAGUGUCCCAGAAAAUACAGAAGUCUUGCCAAAGUCCAGUAGACUCAAUGGUGACCUUUCCAGUUGAAUCCAUCAGCAGAAGUUGUUCUACCAAGAAAAGAAGCACUACACCUCGAAGCCCUUGCCAUAAGAAGAGUGUUAUUCCAGCAGCCAAUUCCAAAGGCAGCACAAGAUCCAACAAAAGAGUCUCGCUUGCACCAGCAUGGAUGUCAGAACAUAGAGAACAGAGGGGUUUCUCAUCCUGGUUUGGUAAAGAUGCUGUCUCUCUCCGGAGAUCAAGAAGAGCAGCAGCACUGAAGAGUCCUUAUUCAUCACCUGCAUCUGCCAGCAGAAAGAUAGAGUUUGACUGCAAGUUGGAGCUGAUCUCCUCAGGGAUUUGCCAGUUGCAGCAUAUCUCCCAGGCAUUUGAUGAUGCCAUUGUGCAAGAGGAGAGUGAUAUGACAGUUUCUCUCAUUCGUAACUGAAGAUAAUAUCAACCAGGCAACAUGCAGUAACAACCUACUAUUGUCUAAUGGCAUAAAGUUUGUGCAUCGACCUCAAAGACUUUCUCAAGCUAUCAGAAGGCAAACAAAGAAACACCAUGCUGCACUUGGUACCUAGAGAUGUAACUACUGUUAGGUUAUGAGCACAUUCAAAGGAGAGCUCCGUAUAGGACUUGAAAGGGUGCAUUCUAUGCAUUGAACAAGCCAUUACAUUUUAUGAUCUUUCCUUACAAGGCAGGUCAGGACUUCCAUUGCUUUCUCUUUUCAAGUGAACAGGAGAAUCAGAGUUAUACAACUGUGUAUUUCUCCUGCUGAGAUGAGGUACUAUCUGGAAUGUGACUUUCAUAAGGCAGUAAGUACUUUGAAACCUAUGCUGAACUGCCCAAUAGGAAUGGCCAGAGCAAGGGCCACAGACUAAUGAAGGGUGAUCAUAGAUAAUAGUAGUAGACUGGUAUCCAACUGCCAUGAGUUACAAUUUAGAGUAAUUUGCAUACUGAAAGUAUUGCUCCAUUAUUUUGAAAGCCUAACUUUUUUUUUUUUUCCUGUAUAUGAACAAACCAAAACCAAAAUGAAACAACAGUGGCUUGAGUUGUGACCACAACUCCCAUUCCAAGCCAACAGGCUUCUGUGGAGUCAUUCACUCACUCCUCAAGAGAGGAGCCACAUUAGGACUCUUCAUUCAUGGCUUUAAGGAGUGUUAUUAGAUAACCCUAACUAAUCCCAUUUUAUGUAGUUGGCUUCCAGACAAAGCAGAGCAACUUUGUUUUUUCUUGCUGCUGUUUUAGAU
Neopsephotus bourkii (Bourke's parrot) is the source of this 1587-nucleotide messenger RNA. It is a transcript of the gene PIMREG, whose product is annotated as PICALM interacting mitotic regulator. The transcript has 5 exons. NCBI's taxonomy places the organism in Eukaryota, Metazoa, Chordata, Aves, Psittaciformes, Psittacidae. The coding region runs from base 39 to 782 and encodes 247 amino acids. The record is from RefSeq and is a predicted model, not a curated record.